Molecule: messenger RNA, 1967 nt
Organism: Arabidopsis arenosa
Lineage: Eukaryota; Viridiplantae; Streptophyta; Magnoliopsida; Brassicales; Brassicaceae
Source: the annotation of a GenBank genome assembly
CCUCAAACAAAACCCUAAGCAUAAUCCAAGCUUUUCUCACUCAGCAAUGGCACCCAUUGAUCCACACUCUUUCACCGAUUCCUCUCAUCCUCUCACCACGCAUGUUUCUCUCUCCCUUUACCUCGAUUUCAACACCUCCAUCAUCCAUGGCUCCGCUCUCCUCACUCUCUCCUCCGCCUUCUCCGGCGACCUCUCUCUUGAUACUCGCUGCAUUUCCAUUGAUAUGGUCCUCGAUCCUCUAACUCUCGAGCCUCUCCCUUACCGUGUCUCCACCACACCGGAUCGAAUUCGAGGCACCGAAGUUGUCGUAGUCCUCUCCGGUCAAUCUUCACUGCUAAUCGUCUACUCCACUUCGCCUUCCGCUUCCGCUCUCCAGUGGCUAUCUCCGCUUCAAACUUUCUCCAAAUUGCAUCCUUAUGUCUACACUCAGUGUCAAGCGAUUCACGCCAGAUCCAUUUUCCCAUGCCAGGACACUCCUGCCGCGAGGAUUCGCUACGAUGUCGUCAUGAACAUACCGAAUUCGCUCUCUGCCGUCAUGUCGGCUCGCCACGUCCGUCGUAGGCUUGCGGUUCCUGAGGAGGCUAAACAUCUAGAGGCGGGGUCGCUGGGUUCGUCACUGUGGUGUGGUGAGGAUAGAGUUGUGGAAGAGUUUGCUAUGGAACAGCCUAUACCACCUUAUCUAUUUGCGUUCGCCGUAGGUGAGUUAGGGUUUCGGGAAGUUGGACCUAGGACUCGGGUAUACACAGAAUCUGCCGCCGUUGAAGUUCUAGAUGCGGCGGCUCUGGAGUUUGCAGGAACGGAGGAUAUGAUCAAGCAAGGAGAGAAGCUGUUUGGAGACUACGAGUGGGAGAGAUUUGAUUUACUGGUGCUGCCUCCGAGUUUUCCUUAUGGAGGGAUGGAGAAUCCAAGAAUGGUUUUCCUGACGCCUACUGUAAUCAAAGGAGACGCCACUGGAGCUCAAGUUGUAGCUCACGAGCUCGCACAUAGCUGGACUGGGAAUUUGAUCACUAACAUCAACAACGAACAUUUCUGGUUGAAUGAGGGAUUUACAACUUACGCAGAGAGGAGAAUUGUGGAAGUUGUUCAAGGGGCGGAUAGAGCUACUCUGAACAUUGGCAUUGGCUGGAGGGGUUUGACUGAUGAAAUGGAACGGUUUAAGGACAACUUGGAGUGCACUAAACUGUGGAACAAACAAGAAGGUGUUGAUCCAGAUGAUGUAUAUUCUCAGGUCCCAUAUGAAAAAGGAUUCCAAUUUGUGUUGCGAAUUGAACGCCAGAUUGGAAGGACUGCGUUUGACGAAUUCCUCAAGAAAUACAUUGCUACUUUCAAGUUCAAGUCAAUCGAUACAAGCACAUUUCUUGAAUUCCUGAAAGCAAACAUCCCCGGCAUAGAGAAAGAGAUCAACCUACAGCUGUGGACUGAGGGCGUUGGUAUACCAGAGGAUGCAUAUGAACCAGUCUCAACCAUUUACACAAAGAUCAUAUCCCUGGCAAAAGAGUUUAAGGAAGGAAGGAUGCCAAGUGAGGAUGAUGUUGCUGAGUGGAACGGACAGGAAUGGGAGCUGUACUUGGAGAAUCUUCCUAAAUCAUGUGAACCUUCUCAGGUCAUGGCCUUGGACAAGCGGUACAGACUAGCAGAAUCGAAGGACUAUGAAGUGAAGGUCUCGUUUCUGCAACUUGCAGUCACAUCCAAGUGCAGAGAGUACCAUGGGGAAGUGAAGAAAACUCUAAAAGAGGUAGGAAGGAUGAAGUACCUGCGUCCACUCUUCACUGCUCUUGCACAAGCUGGUGGAACCGAAGAGAAGCAGCUGGCAAAACAGGUGUUUGCAGAAGCUCGAGAAACUUACCACCCCAUAGCCCAGGGAGUGGUUGAGUCUAUCCUCUCUAAGUACAUCUGAACGAGACCCUUUCUUAUAGCUUGAGAGCACUCCAGAAAAAACAACAUUUUAAUAAAACCCAGUGACUGUA